AUGGCAAUGAGGGUGGUGGUGAUGAACUAUGGCAGCAUUUGUGGUGGUGAUGGCCGCGGCAAUGGUGGGAGUAGUAGUGGUGGCAUCGGAAAUGAUGACAAUUGUGGUGGUGGUGUCGUUGGUGGUGGCAGUGGUGUAAGGUUGGUGGUUGCAGUUGUAGAUGGUGGCGGUGACGAUCACAGUGGAGGCAGCAAUGAUGAUGGCAACAACAAUGGUGGUUGUAUGGUGAUGAUGCAAAUAGCAUGUUGUGGUGGUGGUAGUGACGAUUAUGGCAGCAGUUGUGGCGACGAUGGUGGUGGCAAUGGUGGUGGCAAUGGUGGUGGUGGUGCUUGUUAUUGCGUUUGUGGUGGUAGUGGUGGUGGUGCUGGUGGUGGUGGUGACAAUUGUGCUGGUAGCAAUGGUGGUGGUGGCGCUAGUGGUGACAAUUGUGCUGGUAGUGAUGGUGGUGUAAGGUAUAAGGCCUUAAUGGCUAAACUCAGAGGUACGAAGAAUUCAGAAGUACCCUGGUUAAUGUCCAGUUAUUUGUAUGGCAAGCAUUCAACUAUAACAGAGUGCUCGAACAAAGUAUGA
Pyrus x bretschneideri (Chinese white pear) is the source of this 570-nucleotide messenger RNA. Its product is annotated as loricrin-like. The transcript is spliced from 4 exons. Bases 1 to 570 code for a protein of 189 amino acids. The record is from RefSeq and is a predicted model, not a curated record. NCBI's taxonomy places the organism in Eukaryota, Viridiplantae, Streptophyta, Magnoliopsida, Rosales, Rosaceae.